AUGCAGUUAAAUAAUGUAUUUUGGGCAGAUGCCCGCAGUAGAGCUGCGUAUGAAUCAUUCGGGGAUGUCAUUGUCUUUGAUACAACAUAUCUGACUAAUGUAUAUAAGAUGCCUUUUGGACAGUUUGUAGGUGUGAACCAUCAUGGACAGUCAGUUUUAUUGGGGUGUGGAUUGAUAUCCAAUGAGGACGCUAAUACAUUCGAGUGGUUAUUUGAAUCAUGGUUGAAGUGUAUAAAUGACCAACCACCAAAUGCAAGCAUCACAGACCAAGAUAAGACCAUGAAAAUUACAAUUUCGAGGGUGUUUCCAAUGUCUAGGCAUCGCUUCUGCUUGUGGCAUACAAUGAAAAAGCUUCUUGAGAAGUUUGGAUCACAUUCUCGAUAUGAGGAAAUCAAGAGUACUCUGCAUAGGUGCAUUUAUGACUCUUUCAGCGAGCUUGAAUUCGAAUCACAGUGGCACGAUAUACUCGAUACUUAUGAUCUGCAUGAGAAUGCAUGGUUGUACGAUUCAACCCUCAUGAGGAAGGCAGAGAAUGAAGCAAUUGCUGAUUUUAAUUCAUUUAACAAGGAGAUUCCGUGCAUCACUCGCUAUCCUCUUGAGAAAAGUACAUUCGAAGUUGCCGAUGAGAUUCGAGUUGGUGAUGACUUGUUAAAGCAUGCAACCUUCACUGUCAAAAUUGAUGAAGACCCCCUCGAUGUUAAAUGCAGUUGUAAGUUGUUUGAGUUUAGGGGCAUAUUAUGCAGACAUGCUCUUCGUAUCUUGACUCAGCUAGGCAAUCAUAUAGUACUAUCAAAAUACAUCUUAGAUCGGUGGAGGAAUGUUGUAAAGCGAAAAUACACCUUCGUGAAAAGUAGUUACGACACUAGUAGCAUUGAUGAUGCCCGAAGGUACGAUAGGAUCCAGAAUUGCUUCUAUGAACUGUGUUUCAAUGCUUCAAAGUCCGAGAGCAAUUGUGUGAAAUUGAUUAAUCAGAUAGAACAGUUGAAGGUACAGUACCCUGGUAUUGCUGAUCCAGCUACUUCCAUGGGGGGCACAACAGUUGAUCCAGAUACUUCCAUAGGGGGCACAACAGUUGAUCCAGCCAUGUCCAUGGGAGGCACAACAAGUAGAGUUCUUAGUCCGUUGUACAUGCCUCAUCAAAUAUACACUAUGGAUUUUUUUGGUAUUGGACAGGCUGCUCCUCCCUCACAGGCGCAAUGGAGAGGAUUGCAUGUCUCGGACCAGGAUAAUGAUGCGAGAAAUUAA
This is a messenger RNA of Juglans microcarpa x Juglans regia, 1245 nucleotides long. Its product is annotated as protein FAR1-RELATED SEQUENCE 6-like. The transcript has 5 exons. NCBI's taxonomy places the organism in Eukaryota, Viridiplantae, Streptophyta, Magnoliopsida, Fagales, Juglandaceae. Bases 1 to 1245 code for a protein of 414 amino acids. Gene Ontology annotation, biological process: regulation of DNA-templated transcription. The record is from RefSeq and is a predicted model, not a curated record. Gene Ontology annotation, molecular function: zinc ion binding.